This is a messenger RNA of Andrographis paniculata, 1602 nucleotides long. RefSeq names its product cyclin-D4-2-like. The transcript has 6 exons. Gene Ontology annotation, biological process: mitotic cell cycle phase transition; regulation of cyclin-dependent protein serine/threonine kinase activity. Lineage: Eukaryota; Viridiplantae; Streptophyta; Magnoliopsida; Lamiales; Acanthaceae. Bases 212 to 1441 code for a protein of 409 amino acids. Gene Ontology annotation, cellular component: cyclin-dependent protein kinase holoenzyme complex; cytoplasm; nucleus. The record is from RefSeq and is a predicted model, not a curated record. Gene Ontology annotation, molecular function: cyclin-dependent protein serine/threonine kinase regulator activity.
GAACAUUCCCGAACAAGAACAACCCAAAUCCCAAAUCUCUCUCCUCCUCCGUUAGAAAAGAAGUUGGUCUUUAAUCAUAUUCAUAAUCUCUCCAUCCCAUCCCAUCCCAUCAACAAUACAGCCAGGCAGGCUAGUGUGGGUUUUUCUAUUUGUUAAUUGUUUGCUCUGAUUCUUCCCCCCCCCCCCCCCCCCCCCCCCCCCCCCCAAAAAAAUGGCUGGAAUCAAGGACGCCUUUGCAGACUUACUCUGUAAUGAAGAAGACACCAAAGCCGGCCUCAGCAGCUUCGAUGACGACGACGAUUUUAUUAUUUCGAGUGACCAUCGGAAAAUCAACAUUGAGGAAUCUGAACCGUUGCUUGAUCCCCUGAGCGACGAAUCCGUGGGUUGGAUGGUUGAGAGGGAGAGGCAUCACUUGCCCCGACACGAUUAUGUUGCUCGAUUAAGGAAUGGCGAUUUGAAUUUGAGGUUCAGAUCAGAGGCACUCGAUUGGAUCGUUAAGGCUUGCUGUCACCACAACUUGGGGGGAUUAUGUCUCUACACGGCCAUGAAUUUCUUGGACAGAUUCCUCUCCCUGCACGACCUCCCUGGCGGAAGAGAAUGGGCGAUCCAGUUGUUAGCCGUUUCGUGCUUAUCAUUAUCUGCCAAGAUCAAUGAGGUUAAUGUACCUUGUGCCGCGGACUUGCAGGUAGGGGAACCCAAAUUCUUAUUCCAAGGCAGAUCCAUACAACGGAUGGAGAUUUUGGUGUUGAAUUGCUUGAAUUGGAAUAUGAAUUCGUGCACACCGUUUAGCUUCAUUGACUACUUCCUCAGGAAGGUAAAUACAGAUGUAGACGCCCACGCCCAUGCCCCGAUAGGAUCGCUGAUUGAAAGAUCACUCAAGAUCAUCUUGGGCACUGUUAAAGGGAUUGAGUUCUUGGAAUUCAGGCCGUCUGAGAUAGCUGCCGCUGUAGCUGUGUUUGUAUCAGAUGAAAAGCAAGGAGCAAUUGACAUGGAUGAUGAUGAUGACGACGAUGGUGAUAAGGCCUUGUUUGGUUGCAUUGGAGUUGAGAAGGGCCGCAUCGUAGAGUGCUUGGGAAUGGUUGGGGAUUUGGUUUCAAGAAUGAAUGCAGCAGCAACUUCUUGUGCUUCUACAUUGUUGAAGGAUGAAAUGGAAAUGGUUGGUUGUCGAAACAGCACAUCUGCAUCUGCGUCUAUGGAUAGUUCAAAUGAGGAUGGUUCUGGUUCUACUUCCACUUGUGUUGCAACGGAUGAUGGCGAGGGUGUCGUUAUUAUUCCGGCUAGUCCAAAUGGGGUGUUGGAUGCUGCUGCAUUGGUGAGGAAGAGGAGGAGGAUGAAGAGGACUACUACUACUACUACUGUUACUACAGAAGAAGAAGAAGAAGAAUCUAAGAGAAGGAAAUUGGAUCAUCAUCAUCAUCAUAUUACACCUCCUCUGCCUUAAUGAAUUAUAAUUAUUAUUAUCAAGCUAGCUAGUAGGUAUCACUCCAGUAUUAUUUAAAUGUGUAUGUGUGUGUGAGAGAGAGAGGGGGGGGGGGGGGGGAUUCUUUAGUUUUGUUUGUAAAGAGAGUUGGAAGAACAUUGCAGCAAACACUUACGAAUGAA